Molecule: messenger RNA, 573 nt
Organism: Lichtheimia ornata
Lineage: Eukaryota; Fungi; Mucoromycota; Mucoromycetes; Mucorales; Lichtheimiaceae
Exons: 7
Coding region: 1-573 (190 amino acids)
Biological process (GO): mitotic sister chromatid biorientation
Cellular component (GO): mitotic spindle polar microtubule; mitotic spindle; DASH complex
Source: RefSeq, a predicted model, not a curated record
AUGAGCUUCGAAUCGCUGGCAGAGUCCUUGGGCCAACUUGGCGACAAGUUUGGAGAUCUACAUAAGCAAAUGGAGGAUCUGAACGACGUGAACGACUCCCUGAUCCGAUUCAACAAGGCAUUUGGGGCUUUUCUAUUUGGCAUGCAAGCAACGUCCACAUCGCUCGAAUGGCCUGAAGCACCCGUAAAGUCUUCGUUCCAACUUGUUCAACAACCAGCCCAAUCUUCAUCAUCAAAGAUACCUCGAUUCCAGCAACGAGCACAGAAACAAACAACAUCAGGCACCAAGUUCCUUGUCAAGAUCAAUCCAAGCGUGAUCAUUCAACAUCUUCCAUUAAAGUUCCGAGAGCAAACAGAACAUACUCGCAACAUGCAGAAUGUCAUCAAGGCCCUCGCCAAACACCCUGAUGGCGUGAACAUGCCAACUAUGGUCAAGGAGACAAAAUUACCCAAGCACAAGGUCACUGAGUGCCUGAAUGCUCUUUUACACAGCAAGGAUGUUAUCAAGCAAAGCCAACGGAAUCAACUUUCUCUUUACCGACUUGAGCCAUCGCGAUAUCCAACAACAUCAUAG